This is a messenger RNA of Talaromyces stipitatus ATCC 10500, 1526 nucleotides long. Its product is annotated as MFS transporter, putative. NCBI's taxonomy places the organism in Eukaryota, Fungi, Ascomycota, Eurotiomycetes, Eurotiales, Trichocomaceae. Gene Ontology annotation, cellular component: fungal-type vacuole membrane. The coding region runs from base 77 to 1453 and encodes 458 amino acids. Gene Ontology annotation, molecular function: transmembrane transporter activity. The record is from RefSeq and is a predicted model, not a curated record. The transcript is spliced from 3 exons. Gene Ontology annotation, biological process: transmembrane transport.
ACCUCAAAUUAUUCUUAUACAGAAUCAAUCAAUAUACUCACUUGAUGAAAAGCUUUGUCUACAAUUGAUUGUAAAAAUGCUCAUCCCCAUCCUCCAGGAAUUAGGGUUAAUUUCCCUCUGGCACUCCUCCCUAGACACAAAACUCCUCUGCUCCCAACGCUUCGUCCGCCUCUUUGCCUACGGCGGCUCAACUCUGAUUCUGGCCUCUUACCUCUCUACUCUGGGUAUAUCCGAUGACCGAAUCGGAUUAUUCAUGACCCUGACUCUGGUAGGCGAUGUGGUAAUCAGCUUCUUUCUGACUCUCUUCGCGGACCGAUUGGGUCGUAAAGCGGUGCUUUUGUUGGGUUCGGCGAUGAUGUGUGGCAGUGGUGUUGCGUUUGCGUGGUCCGGGAAUUAUUGGGUUUUGUUGCUUGCGGCGAUUUUGGGGGUUAUUAGUCCUAAUGGAAAUGAAAUUGGUCCUUUUCGGGCUGUUGAAGAGUCGACUAUAGCCCAUCUUACGGCUAAAGAGCAUAUGAGCGAUAUCUACGCUUGGUAUUCAUUGAUUGGCACCGCCGGCACGGCUCUCGGUAUGAUGGUGUGCGGCUGGGUCAUGUCGAUUCUGCAAGAGACUAAACGUUGGGAUUUUAUCCCUGCGUGCCGUGUUGUUUUCAUGUUGUAUGCUGCUGUGGGUGCCGUCAAAUUCGUCUUGACGAUGGGAUUGAGUUCGAAUGUGGAGGCUGGAAAGAAGGAGCAGCCAGACAAUGCAGGCACUUCUAAUGAAACUGAUCCAUUAUUAGGAUCUAGUCAAAUUGACGAAACUGUUGUCACGCCAAAGCAAAAGAGACUAUUCUUCUUGCCCGGCGUCGAGGCCCAGUUCGUGGGUCUAGUGACUAGUCUCUUCCUACUCUUUGCUCUGGAUUCAUUCGGGUCGGCACUUGCUUCAUUGUCAUGGGUAACGUAUUACUUCCGCCGCAAAUUCAACAUGACUGACGGCGAGCUCGGCUCUCUCUUCUCCGGCACAAGCGUCAUCCAAGCUAUCUCCAUGCUCCUCGCAUCUUCAAUCGCAAAACGAUUCGGAAACGUCAAAACAAUGGUCUUCACCCACUUACCCUCGGGACUCUUUCUGGCCCUAAUGUCCGUCCCGAAUUCCUUGCCUAUCGCCAUGAUUUUCCUAAUUGGUCGCGCAUGUCUUCAAAACAUGGACGUUGCGCCUCGGUCUGCGUUCUUGGCGCAGGCUUUACCUGCCGAGCAGCGAACGGCUAUCAUGGGCACGAUCAAUGUGGUCAAGACCACUUCGGCGAGUUUGGCGCCGUUGUUGACAGGCGUCCUGUCUUCAAGGGGAGCGUUGGGGGUUUCGUUUGUGGUUGCAGGUUGUUUGAAGAUUUCGUAUGAUUUGGGUAUGUUGAUUACAUUUGGGGGGAUGGAUAGGGAGCAUCAGAGAAAGGCGCAGGUUGAAGCUGAAGCUGAUGCUUGAUUUGUCUGUAAUUUUUAUAUUCACCUAUAAAUCUAUCUAUAUAAGAAAUAAUAAUAAUAGUGAAUGAUCGUAU